UCUUGCAACCAGGAGGGAGAGAUAGGGCUGGCGUAGGCACUGACUGGAAGUGAGGCCGCGGUUCAAACCGUUUCGAGUCACUGGCUUGGACACUGUUCUCUCAAUGACGUAUAAACAUAACUGACUUCGUCCAUUAUUUUCCAUCAUAGGAACAUGGAUUGACAAUAUUACUGAGAGCGGUGACGUGAUAAUUAAUUUAACCAAAAACGUGAGAAUUUAUUAAUGAAAAGAAGAAGAUAAUCGUGAUUGUUGGAGUGAUAACGGGAACGUUUGUAUUGUUGAAGUGCUAAUGAAAGAGUGGUAAUACGUGUUAAAAUAAAUUCCAAGUGGAAGGUAUGAAGAACUGAGGGGAUGUGAAGCGAGUGGAGUGAAGGGUUCAUGUAGAGUGAGAAGGUCUAACAGCUUGAGCGACGGCAAAUUGUUGCUGAAAAUAUUCUAUAUGACACUUGUGAAUGGUGAAAAUUCGAGUGCAAGCCCGGAAAUCGGAGUUAGUAUGUGCACAACAGAGAUGACCGAGGGCUUCACAAUGUCACCAUCAACAGCAUCAUCGAGUGGAGCUAAUUCGGGCUGUAUUGGAUCGCCAGGUAACCGUAUAACAUCAUCGAGAAGUUCACUAGGUAGGGCAAGAGAGCCACGUGAUGAUGAUGAUGAGGAUGAGAUAUCGGUUGGCUGUCCUAGCCCUUUGCCCCUCGUUGUUGGUGCAACGCCGCAGGACGAUGAUGAUGAGAGACUGAGUUCAUCCAGGGAGGAGUACAGCGAAAGACUGAGCCCAAGGAGUUACAUUGACGAUGACGAGAGGUACUCCAGAGACGGUGAAUACAAUUUGAGUAGACGAAGAAGUAGAACAACGAGUAGAAGUGAAGUAACGAGUCUAGGAGUUAGAGAGACUGAGGAAGCCGAUGAUGAGGAGAGAUCGGGUAAUGGUGCUGAUGAUUAUUUCAAACCAUUGAAGAGACUGAAGAUGGUGCCGAUACAACAGUCCGAUGAGGAAGACGAACGAGAUCGUGAGGCUAGUGAACGGGGUGUCAAAUCAUUUAGUAUCAUUGACAUCUUGUCUCAUCGACCGAAAGCUAAAAUAGUGAGACCCUGGGACACCGUUGAAUCUAAUCAUCAUCACAGACAUCAUCCCCAACUACAUCACACUUCACCUCAUUCCACACCUAGGGAUUUGUCACUCAUGGGUAUGUCGUUGGCUUCGAUGUCUGGAUCAAUGAGUGAACCACCACUGAGCAGUUCUUCAUCGUCAGGAAGGAGUUCAGUGUCUGAUUCGGGUAGUCCCGAUCCCCUAGCCCAUCAUCAUCAUCAUCAUCACCAUCAUUCCCUCCAUCAUGGAUUACAUCCUGGGCUUCAUCAUACGGCGAUGCAGCAGCAUUUCAAGAGAAAGUCCGGACAACAGCAUGGCAAUCAGGGGGGACACAGUGGUAAAAGAAGUACUGGACAGGGAAGCCCAUUGGAUGCACUCUUCCAAAUGACCAGCAAGACGUUCGAUGCUGGCGAGCACAGUCAAGAACAAGCGAAUCACCUGAACCUGUUCAACAAUCGACAACAACCGAAGAAGAAGCGCAAGAGUAGAACAGCAUUUACGAAUCAGCAAAUUUUCGAGCUGGAGAAGAGAUUUUUGUACCAGAAAUAUCUGAGCCCCGCGGAUAGGGAUGAAAUAGCCGCACAAUUGGGCUUAAGUAAUGCCCAAGUGAUAACGUGGUUCCAAAAUAGAAGGGCCAAAUUGAAAAGAGACAUGGAGGAACUGAAAAAGGACGUACAGACUGUCAAUCCAAUGAUGGUAGCACAACAUCACAAAACAUUUUUGGAAAAUGUUCAGGAUCUUGGAAUACUGAAGAAACGCCCAUUGCCGAGUUCCAUAGAUGAAAAAUCUUAAAAAUUAUUUGAAAGUGAUUAUUAAAAUUAAUUAUGAGACAAUGACGUCUCACUUCUGCCAGUAAAAACUGCAUCGGGCGUGAUGAUUAUCAUAUUGUGAAUACAUAACAAAGAUUAACUUCAAGUCUGCACAGUCGGCUGCGCCGUUGCAACGAGACAUUAAUGUAAAAAAUUUUUAAUUAUGUAUUAUAAUGUAAUUUAUUAAAAAAAAACGAAGACAACUUCAAAUCAAUAAUUAACUUAUUAGCAAUUUUACUGUUGAAAAUCGUAAAUUAUAAAAACCCUGAUGUUCACCGAAAGAAUUGUUUUUUUGAGUGUGAAUCAAAAUCAAGUGUACAUAUUCUGUAAAUAAUUAAUGUAUCGAAGAUAACGAAAAAAAAAGUGAAAACAAAAAAAAGUAUUUCAUUAGUCAGAUUUUCUGAUAAUUAUGUAACGUAUUAAUGCAAUUCAUUCGUAAUAUACGAUUUGAUUGAAGAAUUAUAAAAGAAUAGAUGGGACACUGCGCAAUAUAUCCUGAUAAUCGUCAGUUUCAAUUAGAUGCUUUUUUGUCAAAUCUUUUUCAAAGAUAAAGAAAAAACUUUAUGAAAGACAAAAUAAACUGGCUUGUAAUUUUCUUUUUCUUGAAAAAACCACAAAAACAAAUAAAAGAAAACCAAGUUAUAAAAUAUGUACAACAAUUCCGAGAAGAAAUAAAUGAAGAUACGGUAAAUUAUAAA
This is a messenger RNA of Diachasmimorpha longicaudata, 2591 nucleotides long. RefSeq names its product LIM domain-containing protein A-like. Gene Ontology annotation, biological process: regulation of transcription by RNA polymerase II. Bases 440 to 1876 code for a protein of 478 amino acids. The record is from RefSeq and is a predicted model, not a curated record. Gene Ontology annotation, cellular component: nucleus. The transcript is spliced from 3 exons. NCBI's taxonomy places the organism in Eukaryota, Metazoa, Arthropoda, Insecta, Hymenoptera, Braconidae. Gene Ontology annotation, molecular function: sequence-specific double-stranded DNA binding; DNA-binding transcription factor activity, RNA polymerase II-specific.